Molecule: messenger RNA, 775 nt
Organism: Dipodomys ordii (Ord's kangaroo rat)
Lineage: Eukaryota; Metazoa; Chordata; Mammalia; Rodentia; Heteromyidae
Gene: Fcgrt
Product: Fc fragment of IgG, receptor, transporter, alpha
Exons: 3
Biological process (GO): immune response
Cellular component (GO): external side of plasma membrane
Molecular function (GO): beta-2-microglobulin binding
Source: RefSeq, a predicted model, not a curated record
AGUCUGGACCCCUGGGUCUGAGGGAGGAGGGCAGUCCCUGUGCUCCUGGGCUCUGCUCACCUCCUGUGGCACCCCAGAUCCACAAGUCCUGCAAGGGCUGCUGGGUUGUGAACUUGCCCCUGACAACUCGUCGGUGCCCACGGCCAUCUUCGCGCUGAAUGGUGAGGAGUUCAUGAGGUUCAACCCCAGGAUGAGCAACUGGACGGGGAACUGGCCCGAGACCCUGACCAUUGGUCAGCUGUGGAUGAAGCAGGCGGACACGGUGUGGAAGGAGAGGGACUUCUUGCUCUCCUCCUGCCCUCAGCGGCUGCUGGGACACCUGGAGCGGGGGCGCGGAAACCUGGAGUGGAAGGAGCCCCCCUCCAUGCGCCUGAGGGCUCGGCCCAGCAGCCCCGGCUUCUCCGUGAUCACCUGCAGUGCCUUCUCCUUCUACCCGCCCGAGUUGCAGCUGCGAUUCCUGCGGGACGGGAUGGCAGCUGGCACAGGCAACGCCAGCGGCUUCGGCCCCAAUGGGGACGGCUCCUUCCAUGCCUGGUCCUCGCUCAUCGUCAAGAGCGGCGAUGAGCACCACUACCGCUGCCUGGUGCAGCACAAGGGACUGGCGAAGCCCUUCUUUGUCGAGCUGGAGUCACCAGCCAAGUCCUCAGUCCCAGUAGCUGGAAUUGUCCUUGGCUUCUUGGUGUUUGUGGCGGCAGCAGGUGCAGGAGGAGCUCUGCUGUGGUGGAGGAUGAGAAGAGGGUUGUCAGGUGAGUGGUGCUGAGAGGAGGGAGAGACU